AAGCCUGUUUACAACUUCUACACAUGUUAUUUUGUUUAUUAUAAUCUUAAAUUGUACUCUCCAAAGUUCUCCCUCUUCUCCUGACUCUUUGCUUCUUAUCUUUUGUAUAAACUCACUGGUGGAUUAAAAAGAAACAUGCUAAGAAAGUAGUAUUUUGAUCACUUCCAUCUCAUUUCCCUUGUAGUUGUUGCUUGUAUAGCUGUUGCUUUGUCUGGUUAUUUCUUCAUUGUAAAAUUUGUUUUUAUUUUCUUCAUCGAGCUGAUAAUGUUGUCCUGUUCAAUGGAUGGUUGGCCACAUCUCCGGAAAAAAAAUCCCCCUGCCCUCAUGAGUACUUAGGUGCUCUUUAAAAAAAUAUGUUGUUUGUGGAGUUUGUCCAUGUCUUUGCCUGAUCCACUUGUGAUCAACAUUGAAAGUUGUAGUGGGAGGACUAUUGAUUAUGUUGUUGAAUUUAACUUUUAUGAUAUGUUCUUCAACCCGAUUUCAGAAGAAGGAGAAAGUCUGAUUUCUAUAAAAGAGCCAUGAAGCCUUGCCUGGUAAUAUCUACCAUUAUGUAGAGAACAAAGUUAGCAAUUCCUUCCCUAAGGAUGCCACAGUAGGAAUCCACCUGUCCUAUAAAUGACAAAAGAGGGUUGGUUUUUCAUAUGGAUUCUUUCUGCUACUUUUCAUUAUGAUAGAGUUACCUACUUUAUUCUUCCUCUCAGGCCUUUUAAUUAGCCCAGCAUCCUUUCUCGUUGCAUUGUACCCAUAUCAGCUCUCUUCGCCUUCGUCCAUGCACGAUGAUCUCAACGGAGCUGAAUGCAAAGCCAUUCUUCAUUUGCAUCUAUAUUUCCUUUCUUCUUUUCCUUGGUCAUUACUGUUCUUCCCAGAAAACUUGUCCUAGCUGUGGUUCCAUAGAGGUCCCAUAUCCUCUAAGCACACACCCUAACUGCGGUGACCCAGGCUAUUCUCUUCGUUGUGAUUCCCAGUCUCAGAAACUUUACUUUGAAGCCUUGAACGGAAGUUCUUACCUUGUCACUAGAAUCAUGGCUUCAUUUCAACGCAUGGUUGUUCAACCAUCACCAUGGCUGCCUGGCAAAUGUGUAACCCAAGACAUGCUUGUGAGUGAGGGCCUCUGGUUAAAUCAAACACUCCCUUUUAACAUCACUUCCUCAAACACCAUCUUUCUUUUCAACUGUUCACCCCGCCUUUUGGUCUCUCCUCUUAACUGCACUCCGACCAGUCUUUGUCACCAUUAUUUGGAGAGCUCUGGACAUAUUGAAGCGAAACGAGCACUGCAGUGUGCAAGUGGACCUGAUCCAUGCUGCACCUUCAUUGCCGGUGGGAUGCCUUCAGCUUACAAAAUACGGCUUCACAGUUCAGGUUGUAAAGCUUUCAGAAGCAUCCUUCAUUUGGAUCCAGAAAAGCCCGCAGAUGAAUGGGAAGAGGGGUUGGAAAUUCAGUGGGCUCCUCCGCCUGAACUUGUCUGUCAAAGCCAACUGGAUUGCUCUGGGGCUUCUAAAUGUUCACCUUCCGGUGCAAACAGCCUCUCUCGAUGUCUUUGCAAUAAGGGCUACAACUGGGACCCUGUUCUUGGAAAAUGCUUGAGAAAGAAGAAAAACACUAGAGCUAGCGUCAUCAUAAAGGUAAUUGUAGGAGUAAUCUCCAUUUUCACACUAGCUCUGGCAACUGCUGCAAUUACUUUCCGAAAAUCCUGGAAAAAUUCUAACCAGGCAAAGCUCAUGAAGGCAAGAGAAGACAUGUUGAAAUCAAACAAUAGUGGCAAACCAGCUAAGAUUUUUCGAUUGAAAGAGGUGAAAAAAGCAACAAAUGAUUUUUCUAGAGACAGGCUUCUGGGGAGUGGUGGCUUUGGGGAAGUCUACAAAGGAGAGUUUCCAGAUGGAGCUGUUGUGGCAGUUAAGUCGGCUAAAGUUGGGAACAUCAAAAGCACCCAGCAAGUUCUCAACGAAGUUGGGAUUCUUUCUCAAGUCAACCACAAGAACUUGGUUAGACUCCUUGGUUGUUGCGUGGAAGCUGAGCAACCAUUGAUCAUCUACGAGUAUAUCUCAAAUGGGACCCUACAUGAUCAUUUACAGGGAAAGUAUUCCACUUUUCUAGACUGGAAAACAAGGCUGAAAAUUGCUUUACAAACUGCUGAAGCAUUGGCCUAUCUACAUUCUGCAGCUUACACCCCCAUUUACCAUAGGGAUGUCAAGUCAACAAACAUACUAUUAGAUGAUGACUUCAAUGCAAAAGUUUCAGAUUUCGGGCUUUCCAGAUUGGCCAGCCCAGGCCUGAGCCAUGUGUCAACCUGUGCUCAGGGAACCCUUGGGUACAUGGAUCCUGAGUACUAUCGCAACUACCAGUUGACUGAUAAAAGUGAUGUUUAUAGUUAUGGAGUGGUGUUACUAGAGUUACUGACUUCCCAAAGGGCUAUUGACUUCUCAAGAGAUCAGGAUGAUGUCAAUCUAGCCAUUUAUGUUAGCCAACGGGCCAGUGAUGGUGCAAUAAUUGAAGUUGUGGAUCAGCGGCUACUUGGAAAGGAGCCGUCAGUUAAUAUUCUAAAGAGUUUUAAACUGUUCUCAGACCUUGCAUUUGCCUGUCUGAGAGAGAAGAAGGUAGAUAGGCCUGGCAUGAAGGAAGUUGUCCAAGAUAUACAGUCCAUAAUCCAAACUAUGGAUCAGGAAACUGUUGCUAAAGAGGUUAGCGUUGAGAUUAUAUAAUUAUAAAUAAACGCUGUUACUUUUUUGAGUGUUUGACUUCAAAUAAUGUUUCCAUGGAUCUCUAUAAUAUCUGAAUAUUCAUAUUGCAAAGGAAAAGAUUAGUUUAAGAGCUAUGGAGAAAAUGAUGCUAGAGGGACCUCGGUUUUAAAUAUUGCACACAAAGCAAAAGUGGAUUGAUUCCAAGGAUGGAUUUGAGUGGAUGGAAAGACAGAGAAAAAGAUUGGGAUCAGAUUCUUGCUUUUCCAUAGAAAGUAUUAGAUGGUCCAAAGGCCGAGGGACCUAAAGAUGUGGGCUGCUUUUCGGAA
This is a messenger RNA of Durio zibethinus, 3004 nucleotides long. NCBI's taxonomy places the organism in Eukaryota, Viridiplantae, Streptophyta, Magnoliopsida, Malvales, Malvaceae. The record is from RefSeq and is a predicted model, not a curated record.